AAUAAACUCACCUACAGGCACAUAUGAAGAUACACAAUGGAGAAAAACCUCACCAAUGCAAUGUCUGUUAUAAAACAUUUAGUCUUUCUAGUCAACUGCAGUCACAUAGCAGAUUACAUACAGGAGAGAAGCCCUACAGUUGUCAUUUUUGUGAGAGGAUGUUUAAGGAUGGAGCAGGGUUAAAUUCCCAUAUGAGGACACAUACUGGAGAGAAACCUUACAAGUGUACCAUCUGUGAUGAGGAAUUUAGAGUGUGGCGACACAUGAAGGACCACAUAUUGACUUAUACAGGAGUAUUUCCUCGACCUCAUGAGUGUAUCUUCUGUGGGAAGAUGGUUGCUUAUCUCAACAGGCAUAUGAAAAUUCAUAAUCGAGAGGAGCCUUUCCAGUGCAAGUUCUGUAAGAAGAAGUUUAAUCACUUGAAUACACUGCAGUUUCAUCUCAAGACACAUAGCUUAGAAAAACCAUACAGUUGUGAUCUAUGUGGGAAGGUGUUUGCACUUUCAUCUUACCGAAAGAGACAUUACAAGCAUUAUCACUUUGGAGAAAGGCCAUACAAAUGUGAUAUUUGUGGUAAGGGAUAUGCUGUUUCUAACGCGCUAAGUUUACAUAGAAUGUCGCAUACAGGAGAAAAGCCAUACAUAUGUGCUGCCUGUGGAAAGGACUUUAGAACCUCAAAUCAACUACACAUUCAUAUCAAAAUACAUGCAAAAGUCAAACUACACAGGUGUGGUGCCUGUGGAAUAAAGUUUGAACAAUUUGAAAGACUGCAGGCACAUUGGAAGACACAUGCAGUGAAGAAAUCAUACAGGUCAGAUGCCAUUAGUAACUCAAACAGUUCAACUGCAGUCAUAUCACAGGAUGGAUACGUAACCAAGAAAAGUGUUAAGGAGGGGGCAGGUAGGGGGACCACAUAUUCGCGGCCAUCCAUACUUCAAGUUAAUGUUCCUGUCCCUAUUACUCUUGUUUCCCACCCCUCCGAUACCCAAGACCAAACUUCCAUUUCUACGCAAACUCCGUGGUGAUGCUCUGAAUUGACAUUUGCUAAAUGCAUUAAUAAAUGAUGUGUACAGAUGCUUUAGACCUACUUCUAUACUAGGGUAUUGGAUUUCCACAUGUAACACACAUUAUUAGUUUGUCUGCAAGCUACUCAGUAGCAGCUGUGCAAUAUCUACAUGCACUUUAUUACUUUUACAGUAUUUACAUUUUACAAAUUAAA
This is a messenger RNA of Ylistrum balloti, 1219 nucleotides long. RefSeq names its product zinc finger protein 782-like. Lineage: Eukaryota; Metazoa; Mollusca; Bivalvia; Pectinida; Pectinidae. Gene Ontology annotation, cellular component: nucleus. The transcript has a single exon. The record is from RefSeq and is a predicted model, not a curated record. Bases 24 to 1025 code for a protein of 333 amino acids.